Molecule: messenger RNA, 651 nt
Organism: Didymodactylos carnosus
Lineage: Eukaryota; Metazoa; Rotifera; Eurotatoria; Philodinida; Philodinidae
Source: the annotation of a GenBank genome assembly
AUGCAGCUUUCAACCAUUUAUGAUGCGUUUUAUGAUAAUGCAAGUUUUCCUUUACUGGCAAUAAUUGGAUAUUUUCCUCCACCGCCUCUCAUCCCUGGACCACCACCAAAACGUUUAUGGUGUAAAAAGAAUUGUAUAAAAGAUUAUAGAGAUCCAUCGAAAAUAAAUGAGCCAGAGAUAAAUUUAAAUUCAACAAUACAAUUGUCAGUCGAUAAUUUAUUAACAACAAAUGCAUCUAUUUUUGAUAUUAGAUCAACUUCAAAAUAUAUUUCAGCAUCAAGUACACCAAAAUCAUCAAUAACUGAUCUACUUUUAAAUCGUUUAUUUUUAAUGUUAUCAAUUCUUUUGCUUGUAUUACUGGUAGUACUAAAUAUCGUUAUUUGUACAUAUUUUCUAAUAUAUCGAUCAAGAAGAAGACGUAAUAGACGUGCCAAUGAAAUUAAUAAUAAUUAUUCAAACAAUACUAAUGAUAUAUUAUUGAAUAAUACUGGUACAAAUGAUUCUCAAACAUUAUUUACAUCUAUUCAUUCAAGAAAUUACAAUUCAGAUUUGAAAAAGAUGAACAAUAAACAUCAUAGUGACGCUAUAGAUGCGGGAGAAUGUCAAGGUUUGGCAUUGAAUGAACAAGAUGAAGAAGAAGAAGCUCUAUAA